UCCUGCCAGCUAGUGAAUGCUGCUACUGGAGCUGCCGUACCCUGCAGAGAGCCCUGUGUGUGUGUGAAUGUGUGUAUGUGUGAGUGUGUGUGUGUAAUUCUAUGAGUGUACGCAGAUGGGAAAGCAACUGAGUCAGGGAGGGCUGCCUCUCAUCUCUCCGCUGUUAUCACCAUCCUUCACUCUCCCUCCUCUCCUCCUCUGCUGCCAUGGAGCUCCAGCAGGCUGAAUCACAACAUCGUCUGCAGAAAGGGCUGAGCAGGUAGAUGUGUGUGUCCCUGUGGUGCUCUGUCGGACCAGUAUGGAGCGUGGGUGUCUGAGAAGGUGGGCAUCAGGCUCUGCUGUCGUGUUUCUUCACACACUGGCCUUAUCCUGGACAGGUGCAAUUGAGCCUGUCCCCAAAAUUGAUGGAUGGCACCGGGCAGCUUUGACACUGCAGGAGAACAUGACACACCGGUUCAACUGCCAAUCAGAUGGCUGGGACCCACACGCCCCUGCACUGCUCACUUGGUAUCUGAAUGGGCAGCAGCAGAGAGCGCCAUCUCCCAAACGUGGGCGCCUGGUGAUGACACCAAAGGAAGAAUCUGAGGUCACAAGACGGGUUCAUAAACAUAACAGCACCUUCUCUCUGCACGCCAGAAAGUGGCACAGGGAGCUUGUGUGUGUGGCGUCAAACCCAAUGACAGGAGAGAGCUACAACGCCACGGUCACUCUCAAUGUUCAGUUUCAGCCAGAGAUCCUCAAGAUGAAUGCCCACUACAGUGAAAUCUCAGACCCUGGCCUCUCCCUGGUCCUCUUUGCCUUGGUACAGUCCAACCCACCUGCCACCCUCACCUUUGUGGACCACUCCGGCCAGCCGGUAGCCAACACCUCAGACUUCCUCAUCCUGGACUCGCGUAGCUACCCCUGGCUGACCAAUCACUCGUUGAGGGUCAUGCUCAGUAGCCUGUCAGGAAAUAUCUCGCUGAAUGCCAGUAACAGUAUGGGGACAGUGCAGAGCAACCUCACACUGGCAGAGUUCCUGCAGUCUCGCGUGGAGGUGCCCAUGCUGGGAAUAGUAACUGGUGGGGCCAUGGCCUUCAUGGCCCUCCUCAUCCUCAGUCUCAUAGUCCUCUGCCUCAUGCAAAAAAACAAGAGCAAGUGCAUAGAUGAGCCGGUGGAAAUUCUGAUGACCAAGAAAAGUGACUCCACCAUCCUGAAGGUGGAGAAAGCAGAUAAGACCCACAUCCCCCGAGAUAACAUGUCUCUGCCUUCAAACAUGCAGCUCAAUGACCUCAGCACCUUGAGGAAAGCCCGAGAGGUGGCCCAGCAAAACAGUGUGGGAGAGAAGAGAGUAGAAGAGGAGGAGGAAGAUCUGUCUUUAGCCUACGCCGCAAGAGGUUUUGCCAGAUACCCAAUGGUGGGCUACAUCUACAAGGUGAACAGCACAAGCAGUGAGGAGAUCUGGCUCUGACUGACCUCAGUGUUAGAGACGGACAUGCACACAUAUACUGUACAUGCAUGCAAAAUACUUACAACAGUGCUGCUCUCCAAGAGGGAACAAAGAACAACUGCCAAUCAGCCGAUCAUCAGUCAUCAGGAAGACGAGGAAUCAGAAACUACAACAUCCAGUGUUAAAAAUGCUCUGACAAGUUCAUCCUUUAACAGAAGUGUCUUGUUCACAAAUCAUUAAACCGUGUCAGUGUUUUUGUCUUUCUGGAUCAAGUGCUCUGGUCGAUACACUGCUGAUGUGUUGUCUCAAAAAUCCAAAGUAUAAACUCGACAUAAAAUGCUUCUGUUCUUUAUCUUCUACAUCUUUUCCUCCUGUAUCCUCACGCUCAUAACGUCCCCCCUGUUGCAUUACUGGAAUGCAUUAAAUGUUCUAUGCUUACACCAGAAUGUGCAAGGUAAUGUACUGUAUGUGAGAUUUAACAGUUUAACAGACCAGUAAUAUCUGAAUAAGAUGGAAUUUAAUUAUAGAUAUUUGUAUAUGAACAUGUAACAUGUCAUGUACUGUAUAUUUGUAUGCAUAUGUAUAUGUGUAUAAAAGAGGAUGUCUAAUAAAGAUAAUAUUGAUAUUGUAUGAAGUG
Messenger RNA from Notolabrus celidotus (New Zealand spotty), 2066 nucleotides. Its product is annotated as transmembrane protein 25. The record is from RefSeq and is a predicted model, not a curated record. Gene Ontology annotation, biological process: negative regulation of excitatory postsynaptic potential. NCBI's taxonomy places the organism in Eukaryota, Metazoa, Chordata, Actinopteri, Labriformes, Labridae. Bases 299 to 1450 code for a protein of 383 amino acids. The transcript has 9 exons.